AGAAUUACCCCAAUGCAUGGUGAUAUAUAGAAUGAGCCACAUAUUGUGGUCCAAAGGUCAAUUGUAUGCUAUAAUGGCUCUCUAUAUUCAAACUGUCAUAAAACUCCCUCCAUAUUAUAGUUUGGAACAGACCCAAAUGAGAUAGAGAUGAGAACAACCAGGUUGUACAGAAAUUCACAAGAAUUUACAUAUCUCAUCCAACAACAAACUCAAAACAAACAUCAAUAUCCAAAACUCAUCAAACAAAGCUCUAAUUUUUGCCCCACAAAAAGCUUACCAAGUUCAUCAAAUUGGUCUUAUCAUAUAAGAAAUUGCAUCUCUCAUGGGGCACACAGUGAAGCCCUUUCAAUCUAUACCCAUAUUCGCCGUACCGGAAUUUAUCUUCUGGGUGUAGUUCCGUUGCUUUUCAAAGCCUGUGCUUCGAUUUCCAUGCUUAACCAUGGGAAGGCUUUGCAAGCUGAAUCAAUCAAGAUGGGGGUUGACUCUGAUGUAAUGGUGGGAACUUCUUUGGUUGAUAUGUAUGGUAAAUGUGGUUUGCUUUUUGAUGCUCAGAAUGUGUUUGAUUAUAUGCCUGAGAGAAAUGUUGUGACAUGGAAUGCUAUGAUAGGAGGGUAUAUGAGGAAUGGUGAUUUGGGUGCCGCGUCAUUUUUGUUUGAGAAGAUGUCGACACGAUCUGCAAUAACAUGGAUUGAAAUGAUUGAUGGGUUUGCUAGUAAUGGGGUGACUCUGACUGCAAGGCAAUUGUUUGAUCAGGUUCCAUUGGAGUUGAGAAAUGUGGUGACUUGGACUGUGAUGGUUGAUGGGUAUGCCAGCAAUGGAGAAAUGGAGGCUGCAAAGGAAAUUUUUGAGGCGAUGCCAAUACGGAAUUACUUUGUUUGGUCCUCUAUGAUUUCUGGGUAUUGCAAGAAAGGUGAUGUUCAGGCAGCUAAGGCCAUUUUCGAUAGAAUUCCCAAGCGGAAUUUGGUGAAUUGGAAUUCAUUGAUUUCUGGGCUUGCUCAAAAUGGUUUUUGUGAGGAAGCUCUGGAUUUUUUCACAAAGAUGCAAACUGAGGGGUUUGAGCCAGACGAAAUUACAGUGGUGAGUGUUUUAUCUGCCUGUGCACAGCUUGGGUUGCCUGAUUCCGGGAAAGAAAUCCACCAAAUGAUCAUUCACAAGGGAAUUAAACUUAACCAGUUCAUUCUAAAUGGGUUGGUUGACAUGUAUGCGAAAUGUGGCGAUUUAACUAAUGCAAGAUUAAUUUUUGAAAGGAUGUCCAAGAGGAAUGAUGCAUGUUGGAAUGCAAUGAUCUCAGGUUUCGCUAUUCAUGGACAAUGCAAGGAAGCUCUUGAGUUCUUCGGCAGAAUGGAGGCCUCGAGUGAGAAGCCCAAUGUCAUAACGUUUCUAUCAGUUCUAUCGGCUUGUGGACAUGGGGGAUUUGUGGAGGAAGGUUUAGAAAUUUUCUUGAAAAUGGAGAAAUAUGGCUUAAUUGCCACCAUUCAACAUUACGGAUGCCUAAUUGAUCUUCUGGGAAGGGCAGGGCGAGUAAAAGAGGCUUAUGAUUUGAUAAAGACAAUGCCAAUGAAACCAAACGACACAAUUUGGGGAGCUCUACUUGGAGCAUGCCGAAUUCACUCAGACUUGGAUAUGGCAGAUCGGGUACUGAAGGAGGUUGGCAGAGAUUCUGAACCCUGCUUCAGCAAUGAUUCACAUUACGUGAUACUGUCAAAUAUUUAUGCAGCUUCGGAUAGCUGGGAGAGAGCUGAAACAAUGAGGACUGUCAUGUUAGAUAAAGGAUUUCAAAAGACACCCGCUCGUAGUUCAUUUGUGGUCAACAAGAAGGAGAUGAGCUUUUGUGCAACUACUUGAUGACAAGCCUGCCUGCUGUUGGAAUGUAAUUGCUUCUCGUAAAAUCUGGCAAAAGGACUUGUGCAGUCUAGAAGUGCGUAAAUUAUUUUUGAUCACAUAAGAAAAAGAGAUUGCUCUAGCAUUCACAUCAUUUACCAAUUCAAUGAAAUCAGGGCGUUUAUCCCAUCUGAACCAUAAUGUCCUGUAUGGUAGUGUUUGAAAUUGCUUCAACAAUUCUCAAAUGAAGCAAUUGCAAAAGGGUUUGUACUCAAAAAGGUUGGUCAUGAACGAAACUGGAAUGAUGGCUUUCUGUGUAUUAUUAUAGUUUUCAGGAAAUUUUAAUCAAAAUCUCAAA
This is a messenger RNA of Camellia sinensis, 2179 nucleotides long. Its product is annotated as Pentatricopeptide repeat (PPR-like) superfamily protein. Gene Ontology annotation, biological process: RNA modification. Lineage: Eukaryota; Viridiplantae; Streptophyta; Magnoliopsida; Ericales; Theaceae. The record is from RefSeq and is a predicted model, not a curated record. Gene Ontology annotation, molecular function: RNA binding; protein binding.